Heterobasidion irregulare TC 32-1 is the source of this 171-nucleotide messenger RNA. RefSeq lists its product as uncharacterized. The record is from RefSeq and is a predicted model, not a curated record. NCBI's taxonomy places the organism in Eukaryota, Fungi, Basidiomycota, Agaricomycetes, Russulales, Bondarzewiaceae. The transcript has 2 exons. The annotation marks the transcript as partial.
UUCGGUCGGUGUUUGGCGCAGUCCCGAAACCGUUCAGGCGCUAUAAUCUCACACUCCCCGUUGCUUCUUAAUACUAGCUCUAGCACCCCUGCAUUAGAGGUUGUUUUGGUGUUGUGCUCGGCACUUAGAGCCACCUUUAGCGUAUCACCGAUCUCUAAACACCUAUUGUAA